AUGGGCUGGUUACCCGAGGGAAACGCCACCUCCCCGCGCGACCCCUUCCAUCAGCUCUCCCCUUCCGCCAAACCCUCCGCGCACUCCGCUUCCGCGCACGUCAUCUCCGCCUUCCGCUGCACGCUCCCCGCCAUCGUGCUCGGCGCGCUUCUCUUCGGAAAUCUCCUCCUUUUCUCCGCCAACCCCCGCCUCUGGCCCGCCUGCCCGCCCGACCGCGACGCCGUCGACGCGCUCGUGCUCGCGGGGCUACAGCCGGGCGGCGCUAGCAGCGGCGGGGGAUUGCAGGCCGUAGGGACGCUACAGCCGUCCGUGUCGGUUGUAGUCGAACGGCCGGCAGGUGGCGCGGGCGCUGCCGGCGGCGAGAGCGCCGCGGCGGGGGAAGUGGCGGAAUGGUGGCGGGAAAAAGACAGCGCCGCGCGCGUCGUGCGCCUCCUACUCGCCAUCUACCACCCGUUGAACCACUACGCCGUCCAUAUCGACGACCCGGAGGAAACUCUCGCGCUAAAGACAAAAAUUGCAGCCCACCCCGCGCUGUCGAGCCGCGCGAAUGUUGUCGUUAUUCCGGACCCCGAAGUAGUCACGUACCAGGGGUCGACGCUGCUGUCCGCGACGCUGCGCCUCGCGCAUGUGCAUAUAGCGAGCGGCGCGCAGUGGGACUGGUUCAUCAACCUGAGCGCUGCGGACUACCCGUUAAUGUCACAAGACGACAUGCUCUAUCUCUUUUCGCACGUGGAUCGCAGCCUCUCGUUCAUGGACCACAGCGUCGAGCACCGAUUCGACUACCGCCAGCGUGCAGUGAAUCUGGACAGGGCGCUCUUCCAGGCGCACAGAGGGCACAAGCUCAUGCGGGACGUGCGGCCCGCUGCCACUCGCUUCCAUGUUUUCAUGGGCUGCAACUGGAUCAAGGCGUCGCGUCCCUUUCUGCGCUACGUCCUAUGGGAGCCCGCCAGCUGGCCGCGCCGCAUCCUCAUGUACAUGGCUGACGUCAUCGACUCAGACGAGCACUACUUCAGCACCGUCGCCUGCCAGACAGCGCGCUUCAACCGCUCGCUCCUGAAUGCCAGCCUUCACUUCGCCACAUUCGCCAAGGGCAGCCCGCACUACUUUAGCACCGUCGCCUCCCACUCGCCCCGCUUCAACCGCACGCUCCUGAAUGCCAGCCUUCACUACGCUACCUUCGCCAAGGGCAGCCCGGCGUCAGGGGUGUUAUGGUAG
Closterium sp. NIES-65 is the source of this 1215-nucleotide messenger RNA. The record is from the annotation of a GenBank genome assembly. NCBI's taxonomy places the organism in Eukaryota, Viridiplantae, Streptophyta, Zygnematophyceae, Desmidiales, Closteriaceae.